Messenger RNA from Suillus clintonianus, 7300 nucleotides. RefSeq lists its product as uncharacterized. The record is from RefSeq and is a predicted model, not a curated record. The coding region runs from base 106 to 7137 and encodes 2343 amino acids. NCBI's taxonomy places the organism in Eukaryota, Fungi, Basidiomycota, Agaricomycetes, Boletales, Suillaceae. The transcript is spliced from 22 exons. Gene Ontology annotation, molecular function: 3-oxoacyl-[acyl-carrier-protein] synthase activity; fatty acid synthase activity. Gene Ontology annotation, biological process: fatty acid biosynthetic process.
AUGAAAACUACCGGCCGUAGUUCCCAAAGACGCAGGACCGCCCGGUGUAGCUUCAAAAGGGGUUGGUUUCGUGGUUUAACAUGACCCAUCCCCACAUCAGAUAUCAUGGCCUCUUCACACGAAUACUUCCCUAUUGCACUGGUCGGUAUUUCUGCAGAGCUUCCAAGUGGCCCUCAUGGAACAAGCAACCUUGACUAUCAGUCGUUUUUCGACUUCCUCAUGAAUGAGCACCAAGCCUACGAGAAAAUUCCAGAGGAUAGGUUCAACAUAGAUGCUCUUAAGGGAUUGAAUAUCGGUGAAGUGGCUGCCACACAUGGCGCAUUCUUGAAAGAUUUGGAUUUAUUCGAUCCUAUCGAAUUCGGAAUCAGCAGCAAAGACGCCAGGAUGAUGACAAUUGGAACGCGAAAGCUCAUCGAGCUGUCAUUCCUUGCCUUGUUAGACUCUGGAAUCGAUUAUCGAGGCAAGAAUAUCGGCUCUUACAUGGCGAGCGUCGCCCAUGACGCCUGGAUGAUUUCUGGCGAGGAUGAAACAGAAGCCCGCGGUUCAUUGGCUUAUCCCCCUGCAAUGAUUGCUAAUCGUGUAUCAUACCACCUGGACCUACGCGGACCUUCCAUCCCCACCGAUACUGCUUGCAGCUCUAGUCUUUCGGCCUUCCAUCUCGCCAUCCAGGCCAUACGUAAUGGGGAGUGCGAAGCGGCGCUUGUGGGCGGUUGUCAGUUGAAUCACAGGUUUGUGGAUUGGCUGGCAUACAGUCAAGCUGGGAUUCUAGCACCGGACGGUAAAUGCAAACCCUUCGACGCCUCUGCUAAUGGAUUUUCCCGGGGAGAGGGUGCCGUUGUUGUUGUCCUCAAACCGCUCGACCAAGCUCUCCUCGAUCAUGACCACAUCUAUGCUACGGCUCUGGGUACUGGAAUCAAUUCGUCCGGUUCACUGGCUCCUGCAAACUCCCCUGUAGCUUAUGCUCAAAGGGAAGCGAUGUUGAGAGCUUUCAAGCAAGCCGGCCGUCAGCCACAUGAAGUUGAUUUCGUCGAGCUUCAUGCCACAGGUACUGCUUCUGGAGAUCCAACGGAAGCAAACUGGGUUGGAGAGAGCUUCCUGAAGAACGACAACAAGGAGCUCCUUAUAGGUAGUGUGAAAGGAAACAUAGGUCACCUCGAGAUUACAGCAUUUCUUGCGUCACUUUGCAAGGUUUGUUCCAUGUUUCAAUCAGGAAUCAUCCCUCCAAACGUCAAUUUCCUCGACCCUAAUCCCGCCAUUCAUUGGGAGGACUUCCAUCUUCGCGUCGCCUCAUCGCCAACCUCGUUGCCUUGUCAAUCUCCUACUGGACUCUCGCUGGUCUCGUUAGCGAGCUCCGGAAUCGGUGGUGCCAAUGGUCACUGCGUUGUUGAGGGCCCUCCUGCCACCAAGCCUGUAAUCCCGUUCUGGCAGUCAGGUAGUAUUCACGCACCUUGUCUUUUGGUUGCGGGCGGCCUUUCGCCGCGUUCAACGGUAGCCAUAGGAGAGUCUAUACAAGCCAUGGACAGUGAAACAUUAUCUUCUGUAGCAGCGACCUUCGGACGUCGAUCCAGGUCCACGCCUUGGCGUUCUUAUGCGGUCACUUCGUCAAAUUCUCCCCCUCGUUUUACUGAGCCGGUUCUCGCUCCCCGUACUCCCCCACUCGUGUUUGUGUUUUCGGGACAAGGUCCUCAGCACUUUGAGAUGGGCAGAGAGUUCUUCAGCUCCUGCACUGUCUUCAAUAGGAGCAUUCUUGAAAUGGACGAAGUGCACAAGCGUACAACUGGAUUUUCGCUCAUCGCACGGACUGGUCUUUUCACUCAAAACGCUCCUUGUGCAGAAGCACUCGGGGACGUCUGGCCUAUUGCAUUGACUCUUCCUGCUCUUACCAUGCUUCAAAUAGCGACCUUCGACGCUCUUGUGAGUCUGGGGAUGAAGCCUGCUGCGAUCGUGGGCCACUCUGCAGGAGAGACCGCGUUGUUAUACGCAUCUGGAGCAGGUUCCAAAGCCAUGGCUGUGGAGCUUGCGAUCGCGCGCGGACGGGCUAUGUCAAUCGUCGAAGGCGCGAUGGCGGCAGUCGCAUGCUCCCCCGAACAGGCCCAGAAAGUUAUAUCUGAGGUGUGCGCCGAGCGGGGGAAUGCCAUUUUGGAUCUUGCCUGCUAUAAUACUCCUGACGCCAUCACUCUGUCGGGAUCAUCUGCCGACAUCGACCUCGCAGUGAAACGCGCGAAGGCUGCAGGAUUUUUGGCCAAGCGAUUAAAUACUACCAUUCCUGUGCAUUCCAAACUGAUGGACGUUUGUCGCGACGAGUUUCUGCGCCUGGUGACAGACAUAUUCGAUCGCUAUCCCUCGCAGCCCCCUAAAAUCCCAACAUAUUCCACCGAACGCGGCAUGCUGAAACACGACCGAUUCAGCGCAGAAUAUUACUGGUCCACCACGCGUGGCCCAGUGCAGUUCACAGGAGCAAUUCAGCGUAUGAUUCACGACAUCGGUACUCCGAGCUUUUUGGAAAUAGGACCUCACCCAGCUCUUGCUGGUUAUCUGCUCACUCUCGGGGGCGAGACAGCUACUGUUGUCUGUCCUCUGCGGAGACCCAAGGGCAAUCAAGGAGAAGUGGUUUCUUUCCUCGAGGCUUUGGGGAAGCUGGCGGUUGCUGGACAUUGCUGCAUCGACUUCAAUGUUCUCAAUGGAUGCACCGCAGCAGACGUCCCAAAACUACCCGCCUACCCCUUUUCCCGCAAGAAGCUCUUCCUGUACCCAAAUUCUUCUUCCAUGCAGAGAAUUCGUCAGCCUCGCAACGGGCCGUUGAAUUACUCUCCGCUUCGUAUCAACUCGCAGACGCACCCUUACCUGGCUCAGCAUGUGAUCCAAGGCGAGCCUAUCAUGCCUGCCACAGGUUUCCUUGAAAUGGCAUUGGAAUAUGGUGCACGACAAUUAUGGGACAUCAACUUCUUAUUCAUGCUCUCUCUAUCUGGGGAUCAACCGGUGCCAGUUGAUGUUAGCAUCGAAGGACCUCGUUGGUCGGUGCGCUCUGCUCUAGUAAAUCCAUCGCAAUUGCCCGGUGCACCCCCCCAAUUUGAUCGUCUGCAUGCUGAUGGCUACCUAUCUCUGGAUUCUCCAUGGUCAACCUUGCCGGCAGUGGACAUCCAAGUGAUCAAAGCACGCUGCACGCAAGUUAGCGUUGAAGGUUUUUAUGAAGGGUUCGAGCACUUCGCUCAAUAUGGCCCAGAUUAUCGGAGGAUGUUGGAUUGCUACCGGGGUACUAACGGAGGACACGACGAAGCACUGAUACAGAUCCGCGGGGAUGUCGGGGACCUUCCAGGACUGGAGAAGUUCAAGAUCCACCCCGUCAUCUUCGACUCCGCAAUACAUGCUCUGGUCCAUCCAAUGUUCACCUGUCUCGCAGACAAAUCGUUGUAUUAUCUUCCUUCUCAUCUGCACAACCUGACGAUCCAUGAAACACUUGUUACGUCCCCAUUCCCGCGGUCUCUCUAUACUCAUGUUGUUUUCCGCCAGUGGACACCUCAAUCUCUGACGUAUGAUGUUACCCUCCUGGAUGAGGAUGGAAAUCGUCUCUGCACGAUGGACUCAUUCGAAGUUGCCCUUCACGGAGAGUCCUCUCUAUACGAGCCGAGACGUCGCUUCGACUUGGCGUAUGAGCCCAUGCCACUCGACCUGUCUUCGUGUCGUCAGCCAACCCAGCAAGAAUUACCGGCGCACGACCAAACCAGCGAUAACUCGCUGGGCCUAUUGGGUAUGGAUGCUGCAACGUCAUUGUCGGCUCCGCUCGACGUCAUCGUUUACGAGCACGGAAAAGGGUUAGAACUUCAGCCGAUAUUAUCCGCACAGGACACUGCUGCUCCUCGCACUAUCUUUUUCACGGCACUCGCUGGUGUUGACGGAGACGAAGCCGUUGGGUUCGUGCGUGCCUUACGGAAGGAAUAUCUUUCAUGGACAAUUCGCGUCAUAGUGUUCGACCCGGCUUGGGACGAUGAAAGCAUAAGACGGGCGGUUGAAGUCGUGUCCAAGAUGCCCGAGGUGGAGACGGAACUCGUGGUGGACGCAUCGGGAUCGGUACAUGUCCCAAGAAUAACACUGUGCGAGGGUCCGAAGAACGUCUCUCCUUUCGACUUCCACGAGCCAUGGCAGCUCGAGAAGUCGGCAGUCGUUCAUUGUUCGUCUCCUCCUGUGGAUUGUCGUUCGGCUGUCGUGCAUGUGCACAGUGUCAGCCGGUCGGACGAUCAGAUAUGGACUUUCGUUGGCUCCCUGGGCAGUUCUCGCAAAGGUGUCAUGGGGAUAUCCGCUUCUCCCAUUGGAAACAUCAUCACCUCGCCACUUGAUAGCCUGGUGGAUGCCCCUGCGUCCGUGGGUGUUGAUGCGUUGACGGGUCCUCCCGUUCUCGCUAUCGCUGUAGCAGUCCUUGCUGUUGGUCCUGCAUAUUUUGAGAACCCGGGAAGGUUCCGCGGAGAAAUCCUUGUGACACAUGCAGAUACUCAGACUAGCAUGCUAAUAGCUCAACUCUACCUUCUCCAAGGCUUUUCCGUCGUUACUCUAACGCAACAUGCGACGGACUCCGAAAUCAGCCGUCUCCCAAAUGGUCAUUUCAGUAUCAUCGUCUCUGAAUACAGAGACGCGGGAACGCUUCAUCUCUUAUCGCGUCUCUUGACGGCUAACGGGAGGACGUUCCCGUGGAAGCAUCCCACGAAAGGCUUGCAAUCGCUGCUCGCCUGCGACCCGUGGUUGGUCGGUCACGCCAUUCGUCUUGGAUCAAGCAUAGCUGGCAACGAGCUCAAGAUUCGCAUGCGCAACCUAAGCGAUAUCAUCACCACAAAGCCCGGCGAUCUCGUCCCUGUGAAGAAGCGUCUUUUCAGCGACAAGAAAGCUUAUAUACUGGUGGGAGGUGUCGGCAGCCUUGGACUUCAGAUUGCCCAGUGGAUGUACAAGAAUGGGGCUCGGGAAAUCGCUCUGACUUCUCGGUCUGGGCGCGCUGGAAUUCUGCGCAGGGGAGACACUGCAUCUCAGCGCAUCAUCACAUAUCUCGACAACCUACCGGAUUUAAAUUUACGCAUCGAGGCAGUCGAUGCCCUCAGCGAGGAUGGUAUGAAAGCGUUGGUACGAGGACUCCAGAAUCCGCUCGGGGGAUGUGUGUUACUCUCCGUGGUUUUGGCGGAUGGCCUCUUUUCUGGUCUGUCCACUGAGAACUUUAAUGCGCCAUUCAAUGGGAAGAUUAGAGGAUUCGAGGUGCUAUGCAACACCAUUGACACAAGCAAGCUGGAUUUCUUGAUUUCGAUCUCCUCGGUGUCGGCACUUUUCGGGAAUGCGGGACAAACUAAUUAUGCUGCAGCGAACACCGUGUUGGACGGCAGACUGCGCGCCAUGCCCAACGCGUUCUCCAUUGUGACUCCCGCAGUCACAGACUCAUUCGUCGCUACAUUGAAUCCCACAAAGCUCAAACGCUUGGCAGAUUGGGGGAUGUCGUCUCAGAGGAUCGUCCAAUUCAUCGGUGAAGGUAUUCAAAAGCUCGCUGACGGCCCUUUCUGGCUCUAUAUUCCGGAAUUCGAAUGGGAAGCGGUCCGCGCCACGCUGGGAAAUGAACAGAUGUAUACUCACUUAUUGCCCGAGCGGACGGUCGCAGAAUAUGGAACGUCGACCUCAAAGGAUAGUGUUUCGAUCAGUGACGUACUGUGUGCCACCCUGGACAUUGCGCGCGAAGACUUGUCUCCCGACGUUCCUUUAACGGUGUAUGGUUUGGAUUCGUUAUCUGCUGCGAGGUUAUCCUUUGCCUUGAACCGCUUCUUUGCCAUCAGCCAAACCCAACUCCUUGCAAAUGUCACCCUUCGGAGUCUAGAAGCCCGGUUAGAGGACCAGCAGCCGUCUUCCCUCUCUGAAGCAGAGCAAAGCAGUGCAUCUUUGCUUCACAAGGUAUCUGAGAUGAGGUCCUUGGUUUCCAAGUACACGUCUGGAUUCAAGAGCCCCAAGACGCUGCUGCCUUCCUCUCCGAGGUCACGAGACUGCGCCGUUCUUAUCACCGGUACUACAGGCAUCGUGGGCGCACAGCUUCUGGAAUGCUUGCUCCGUGCACCAGAAAUCAGUCGCAUAUUUCUUCUCAACCGUGCCAAGCCCGGAACUUCGACCAUGUUGGAACGUCACCAAGAGAUUUUCCAGACACAGUCCCUCGACCCUAUGGGACUGGACACAGACAAGGUUGUGUAUUUAGAAGGCAUUUUGGAUAAAGAUUACUUUGGGCUGUCACCUGACACGUUCAACGACAUGGCUCGAAACGUCACCCACAUUGUACACGUCGCUUGGCCAGUGGACUUCGCCAUCCCCCUCGCUGCGUUUGAUAACGCUCUUCACGGUCUGCGGAACUUGGUGGACUUCGCCAUUUCCUCGCCCUGGCAAGUUGCGCCUCAGUUACUUUUCACAAGCUCAUUCGGUGUAUUGAGUGGUCUGGCAUCGUCGAGCGCCGUAGAAGAGGCUCUUACACAUGACCCCAGUAUAUCUGUUGGCACGGGGUAUAUCGAAAGCAAAUGGGUUGCAGAGCACAUCUUGGCGGCGGCGGCUGAUGCCACGCGACUGAAACCAACUAUUAUUCGCGUGGGGCAACUCACUGGAGGGCGCAAUGGCAACUGGAAAACAACGGAAUGGAUCCCAUCCAUGAUCAGUUCAGGCCUCCCCCUCGGCUCUUUGCCUAAUCGUUCUGAUACUAUCAAUUGGCUUCCGAUUGAUGUCGCGGCGGCAUCGAUGGUGGAGAUGUUCGAUUCACCCCCUGGCGUGUAUCACUUGAUCCACCCAAGUCCUGUUUCAUGGACUACUCUGAUGCAGGAAGCUGCUCGCAUCAUGAACAUUCCGCUGGUCCCGUACGCUCAGUGGCUCGCUUCUUUGGAGAAACAGGCGUCGUCACAAACGGCAACAGCGUCGCAAAAUAAUCCUGCACUGAGGUUGCUUGAUUUUUUCAAGUACACUGCUCGCAGAAAGAAUCUCACUACGAAUACCGAGGUCUUUUUGGGGCCGGAGCUCUCAUGUUCUAAGUCAUUGCGAGAAUCUCCGACGAUGCGAUCAAUUGUUUCAAACCCGCUGGGAGCGAAGGAUGUAGCUAAAUGGAUAGGAUACUGGCGCAGCGUUGGCUUUAUUCCCGUUUGAUUCAUAUUCAGCACCCUCCUGUCAAUGUAGAUACGUCUGUCCCCAUACUAACAUGCAGUUCUACAUAUCUAGAGCUAAAUCGACAUACUAUGAUAUCACAGAGAACGCUCUGUUGAGGACAGUGGAGCUACUUUAAACUUACCAGCCUCAGCUGUAGACACUC